UGGGAUAAAUGUCUGCCCCUUCGUUCCAGUCCUGGAGUUAAUUAGCAACGACUUCAGAAGCAUAUCCAUAGCAAUAAAAGCAUUAAUUGGAUGAUGCAUUUGUGGGGGCUGUUUGCGCUGUUUGCAGUGGUUGCUGCAAACAACAAGCAACAAGAUUACGGUGAUGACGUCAUCGAAGUUAGAAAUGCUUUACAUCGUGAACAAGACGGUGGUGUCAAUGACGGCUAUUCAGACGAUCUUGCAGCUCAAAAAACCGAUGAAAAUGUUAUUCCGAACGUCACUCCACAAAUUUUUGGGCGAGACUCUCAUCCACAACAGACGUAUGAUGACGGCCGGGCGAGACUCUUCUUCUUUGCAACGAGCAGCACUACAACAAAGUUCAAGCUGGCAUUUGUUACGUCAACAACUCCCUACACCUGCGUAAAAACUGCGAGUGACGCGAAGUGUGCUGGACGUCGACGCCGAAGUUCCUUGCUCAUGCGUAACGCCAUACCGAACAUUAAGACGAUGUUAAACGAUGUUGUGAUCAAUGGCUCGAUCGACGACGUGGAGUCAGGGGACGACGAAGUCUCAUCAGAGCGAGAGCCCCGUAACUUCCUGACGGUGUGGACAACGAGUUUCUCGACGAGGACGGUGACGUCCUACGUCACUGACAGAGGCGUGACGGUGUCUGUCUCAGCUUACUGCACGGGCAGCGGAGUGCCAGGCUGUGCCGUCUAGACAGGAGAGAGCCUGAGACGGCUGAGAAGGACUAGACUGAUGUGGUUUCCCCAGGAUCAUCGGAAACUUGUGAGGGACUCGACGGCUCUUAUUCUCCAAGGUCUUAAGGCUGCUUUGAGGACUCGACUGCUUUAAUUUUCCUUGCUUUGGGGAUUUUUGGGGCUUAUGGAAGCACUGUUAAAGAAAUGUUUUAAAUAUGUUAAAUGUUAAAGAUGUUUGGUUCCGACACGAAAGUUAUUUCCUAAUAAAUAGCAAUAGGAGUUUGCACCGAAAAGUCUUCUUAUAUUUAUUCAACUACCGGAGGAAAUUUUCAACAGUAAUAGCAGGUAGGCAACAUGUGGUAUAGACAUAAGUAUUGCAAUUGAAUUUAUUUUGUGUGGAUCUGAGAUAUUAUGACUCCAUGAUACGAAAUACAUGCUGAUCUUUCA
Molecule: messenger RNA, 1148 nt
Organism: Hyalella azteca
Lineage: Eukaryota; Metazoa; Arthropoda; Malacostraca; Amphipoda; Hyalellidae
Exons: 3
Coding region: 91-720 (209 amino acids)
Source: RefSeq, a predicted model, not a curated record